AGACCAGAUAUAGUGAAUGCGGGGUCCGGGGAGACCAGAUAUAGUGAAUGCGGGGUCCGGGGAGACAGAUAUAGGGAAUGCGGGGUCCGGGAUAUAGUGAAUGCGGGGUCCGGGGAGAACAGAUAUAGGGAAUGCGGGGUCCGGGGGUCCGAGACAGAUAUAGUGAAUGCAGGGUCCGGGAAGACCAGAUAUAGUGAAUGCGGGGUCCGGGGAGACCGGGGUCCGGGAGAACAGAUAUAGUGAAUGCGGGGUCCGGGUCCGGGGAGACCAGAUAUAGUGAAUGCAGGGUCCUGGGUUUAGAAACAUGUUAAAACAGUUCUCAGGUUUAUUAGAUAGCGUGUAAGCAGGUGCAGUUAG
Messenger RNA from Staurois parvus, 357 nucleotides. NCBI's taxonomy places the organism in Eukaryota, Metazoa, Chordata, Amphibia, Anura, Ranidae. The record is from the annotation of a GenBank genome assembly.